Messenger RNA from Humulus lupulus (European hop), 647 nucleotides. RefSeq lists its product as uncharacterized. The coding region runs from base 78 to 539 and encodes 153 amino acids. Gene Ontology annotation, molecular function: zinc ion binding. The transcript has 2 exons. The record is from RefSeq and is a predicted model, not a curated record. NCBI's taxonomy places the organism in Eukaryota, Viridiplantae, Streptophyta, Magnoliopsida, Rosales, Cannabaceae.
UAAAGCACGUGAACCCACUAGAAGAAAAAUUGUAAUUACUUCGAAUUGGGGGUUAGGGCAUCUUUUGCAUCGUGUUAAUGGAGAUUGGAAAAAAUUGCCAUUGUCAACCACCAAGGCCAGUGGUAGAAAGAACGGCUUGGACAAACAAAAAUCCUGGGCGAAGAUUCAGAACAUGCAACAAGUAUCGGAUUCAUGGUGGGUGUAAUUUCUUUGAAUGGAUAGACCCUCCAAUGUGCCAUCGAGCAAAGGUGGUCAUCCCUGGACUACUAAGAAAAAUUGGUGACCUUGAAACUGAAAUCACAUCCCUAAGUACGACAACUGACAUUGGAAGUCAUCGACAAUGCAGUGGUUCUUCAAAUGGAUUUGAGACACAAUCUCACAACCUUCAAAAUGUUGGAAGAGAAAGCUGUGAAAGUUGUGCUGAAAGCAGGGGUAGAGUAAAUGAUGGAGGUCGAAUGCAGUGUUACUACUUUUUGAAUACUAUGUAUUUUGCUGUAAUUCUAUUGGUUGUGGUUAUUUGGGCUACUAAAUCAAAGUAGAAGUUGUUGGUAUUGUUAGUUUAUUUUUGGGUAAUCUUCAUGUGCAGUAUUGACAAUGACAAAGCUAUUGCACCCUAGGCAUUGAUUUGUAAUGAAUUUUGUUGUAAA